This is a messenger RNA of Telopea speciosissima, 1379 nucleotides long. RefSeq names its product F-box protein SKIP19-like. The record is from RefSeq and is a predicted model, not a curated record. The transcript has 2 exons. Bases 98 to 1048 code for a protein of 316 amino acids. Lineage: Eukaryota; Viridiplantae; Streptophyta; Magnoliopsida; Proteales; Proteaceae. Gene Ontology annotation, molecular function: protein binding.
UGUCGAGAAGAAUCUGUUUGAACCCUAGAAUUUUAUCUCUCUUUUCUCUUUUUCUCUCUGUUCGGAAUUUGUGAACUCUUCGAAUUUUUGUGCAACUAUGGAUUCGGUAGAUCAAAUUAGAUCCGAAGAGGUGAGGAACUGGCUUGAAUUGCCUCAGGAUGUUCUGUCUCUGAUAUUUAUGAAGCUGGGUCCUGUUGAAGUCCUCGUCAGAGCUCAAAGCGUCUGUUCUUCAUGGAGAAAGGUCUCCAAAGAGCCUCAACUCUGGCGAUUAAUAUAUUUUAGAGAUCCGUGGGAUUUUGCGGAAAGUGAGGUUGAUUUUGAGAAAGUGGCGAGACAUGCCGUGGACAGGAGUUGUGGGCAAUUGAUUGAGUUCUCUGUUGGACAUUUUGGCACUGAUGAGGUUUUGAAGUAUAUCACUGACAGAUCCUACCCCUUGAGAUGCCUUGGACUUGCACAUUGCAUUUUUGUUACAGAAAAUGGAAUGAUUGAAGCGGUGAAAAAACUUCCCUUGUUGGAGGAGCUUGAUCUAUCCUAUUGUCAUUUCUCAAAAAAAGUGCUUGAAGCCCUUGGCCAGUUCUGCCCUCGAUUGAAAUCAUUAAAACUCAAGCGCCACAGCAGGUUUGGGUGCUUAUACAAAGAUUAUGAUGAGGAGGCACUUGUUAUUGCAGAGAACAUGCCUGAGUUACGUUACCUUAACCUUUAUGGUAACAAAUUGACGGAUGAUGGCCUUCGGGCCAUUCUUGAUGGCUGUCCUCAUCUUGAAACCCUUGAUCUGCGGCGGUGCUUCAGUGUUGAUUUAGAAGGGGAUCUGCAAAGUAGAUGUGCAGACAGGAUCAAAUCUCUAAAACUUCCAGAUGACCCCUGUGAGGAAAAUGAGUUUGAUGAGUUUGAUGCUAAUACUGAUUUUGAUGGAUCGUAUGACGAUGACUUGUCUGGGCUUUCUGAAAUUGAUCUUAUGUCAGAUGAUGGAUACGAUGGUUAUUAUGGAUUUUCUGAUGGCAGCGACUUGUCUGAUUAUGGAGGUUAUUUGUCUGAUUUUGCCUUCUGAGGAUGGUUUUAUGGCUUUCAAUCUUCCAUUUUGGUUAAAGCAUGAACUUUCCAUGCUGAUGAGGAAAAUCUGUGUAGUUGGUAAUGUAGUGGUUAUCAAUCUGCUAGGAUAUUCAAAUGAAACCUUUUUCUUUCCUAUAUUUCUCCCUGCUUUUCUAUUUGAAUUCUAGUGUAACUUGAACUUCAAUGCAGAUAGGGACAAUGCUAGGAAGAGAGGUCCUACUUAAUGCAUUGGUCUAUAAUGGUAUGGGUUCCACUGUAAGUUUGGCUCAUGACGUGCUUUUUAUGACUUUAUUACUUGAAUCCGUGCUAAUGUUAUUGAUCGUCUAUUA